GGUUAAGAUAUUAAUUGUCCUAAUAAAGGCGAAAGACUAACACUAAAUCGAUUGCGUAUGAAUAUCGAAGGUCAUAGGGUUUGCGAGUGUGCGUGUGUAUGCAAGUAUGCAGCGAGCUCGGUGCGGCGUCGUCGCUGCUGCACGCCUGCACCGCCAGUUGCAACACCCUCCCCCCUUCGCUCUCGGCUUCUCGCUCGCCGCCGUCUUGCCGCUUGCCUGUCUCACCUCGCGGCCGGCAGCCUUGCGCGACGCGCCGCGCUCUUUCACAUUCAAAAUUAUUCGCAACUAUUGUAAAAACACUCUGUGCAAUAAAAUUAUUAUAUUGGCUUUCGAUGCGGUCACAAUUGGUUUUUGCAACAGAGACAUUGCUAAAACUUUGCAAACUGUUUAAGUGCCUUUUAAAACUUUGAAUGCACUCCUCGUUGCAUGUCCCGCGCGCGUCGUUAUGAGAACCCCGUACUGGCGGUCACGUUGACGUCGCGCGGUGCCGCCAUAUCUGUCUCGGCCACCAACUAGCAAAAUUAAUAGAAUGGCGGAGGGCAAUGGAGAAAUUUCCAUUGAAGAGGUACCUGGGAAGGACUCCGAUGUAGGCCGCACACCGGAUUACCGCAAACUAAUUGAAUAUGGCUUGGAUCCUAAGGUAGCCGCCAAGCUGGACGACAUUUAUAAGACUGGAAAGCUAGCGCAUGCAGAAUUGGAUGAGCGUGCGUUAGAUGCCUUAAAAGAAUUUCCAUCCGACGGUGCUUUAAAUGUUCUUGGACAAUUUUUAGAUUCAAAUCUCGAGCAUGUAUCUAAUAAAAGUGCUUAUUUAUGUGGAGUCAUGAAGACCUAUAGACAGAAAAGCAGGGCGGCCGUGCAGGGCGCUCCCGCCCUGCCGAGUUCUGUUCAGGUCAAAGGGCCAGACGAGGAGAAGAUCAAGCAGAUCCUGGCCCGCACCGGGUACACGCUGGACGUGACCACAGGGCAGCGUAAGUACGGCGGGCCGCCGCCGGGCUGGGAGGGCGGCACGCCGGGCGCGGGCUGCGAGGUGUUCUGCGGCAAGAUACCCAAGGACAUGUUCGAGGACGAGCUCAUACCGCUGUUCGAGCGAUGCGGGCCCAUCUGGGACCUGCGCCUCAUGAUGGACCCCAUGACGGGCGCCAAUCGGGGAUACGCCUUCGUCACCUUCCAGGACCGGCACGCCACUGCGCGCGCCGUGGCUCAGCUCGAUAAUCACGAAAUAAAACCUGGCAAGACUCUGAGAAUUAAGAUUAGCGUACCGAAUCUGCGACUUUUCGUCGGCAACAUUCCCAAGUCUAAAGGCAAAGAGGAGAUACUGGAAGAGUUUGGUAAAUUAACAGCGGGACUCGUGGAAGUUAUAAUAUAUAGUUCGCCCGAUGAUAAGAAGAAAAAUAGAGGAUUUUGUUUUUUGGAAUACGAGUCUCACAAAGCGGCGUCAUUAGCGAAACGUAGACUGGGAACUGGUAGAAUAAAGGUAUGGGGCUGUGAUAUAAUAGUGGAUUGGGCUGACCCCCAAGAAGAACCAGACGAGCAAACUAUGAGUAAAGUAAAAGUACUGUACGUUCGAAACCUUACGCAAGAGAUAACUGAGGAGGCGCUAAAGGAGGAGUUUGAGCGCUACGGGACCGUGGAGCGUGUCAAGAAGAUCAAGGACUACGCUUUCGUACACUUCGACGAUCGGGACUGUGCAGUAAAGGCGAUGCAAGAGCUGGACGGUAAGGAGAUGGGCAGCGCGCGCCUGGAAGUAUCGUUGGCCAAGCCGCCCUCCGACAAGAAGAAGAAGGAGGAGAUCCUGCGCGCCCGCGAGCGCCGCAUGAUGCAGAUGAUCCACGGCCGCGGCGGCUGCUCGCCCGUGCACGGCGCCAUGCGCGGCCGCACGCCGCAGCCGCAGCCGCGCCCGCCCGCCGCGCGCGGAGAUUACGGGGGCUGGGUCAUGUGGGACGGGCGGGCGCUGGGCGCGGCGCGGGGCGGGGGCGCCGGCGCCCGCGGCUGGGGCCCGUGGUGGUGCUCGCCGCGCCGCGCGUGGCCGCACAACCAGCGCCAUGCGUGGCAACCCGCGCGCCAAGCCAAGUUUACCAGGUAAACGUAAACACGACGGGGGUCACCAGAACCUCGGGGGGGAGACGAAGCGGCGGCUGGGCGCGGCGGCGGCGGCGGCGUGCGGCUGGGGCGCGCCGCCCAGCUAGCCGCCCGCGGCCCCGCCCCCGCCCCGGGCCCCGCCCCCGCCCCGGGCCCCGCCCCGCCCCGGGCCCCCCCGUCCCGCCCGACACCCCCCCGGGCCCGCGGCGCCCGCCCCCUGUCCGGAGACACGACAAGCACGCAGGAGGCCCCGCGCGCGCCGCGGCCCACGGUUACGUUUACGCCCGCCGACCCCCGCCCGCUGAAGAGGGGGUCGCGCCAUUUUUUUUCUAUAUAUGUGUUUUUUUAUUUGAUUUUCAAGUUUUCGAUUUUGUAUCGCAUCGAUUCCGUAAAAAUCUUAAAGUAGGAAGUUAUGAAAUGUUUCGAAUGUAAGUUUUUUCCGUUAUGCUUAUGUUUUUCACUGUCGUAUUAGCCGUAUGUAUUGUUUAAUAUAUACCUUUAUAUUAUGUGGAGGGCGCGAGGCCGCGGUUGCCUGUUUGCGGCCGCGCGCUCGGGUCGAGGACCCGUCGACUGUUUUUUUAAUACAUGUUAUUCAAUAUAUUUUAUUCCUGCGAACGCAUUUUGCGAUGUGAUGUGUAUUUUAGCAGUAAUUAUUAUAUUAUAAGGAGUUUGACUGUUGUUUUUUGACAUACUUACAACUUAGGUUACAUGAGAUGAGGAUGAAUUAAUGAUGGAAUGAGAUGAACUAGGACGACUCGAUUACGGCUAAAAUAGAACUCCCCGUGACUGUAUCUGUAUCGAUAACAUUUCCCGACUGUGUUCCUGCUUUAGUUUUUUGCUUUAUCUUUAUUACAUAUUUCCCUUUUAAAUACAUUAGUGUGAGGAAAGUAGUAUUGUAAAGUUCAGGAUUUCUGUAAUGUUUAUUAUUGCUCUACUAAACUUUUUUUUGUAUAACGCCCACAUAGCAUGCCCAUACUGUUAGAACUCUGACUUGUAUCAAUCUUGUAUCAGUUUAAUAAUAUGUGGAAUAAAUUUGCAAAACUGUGUUUGCCUUAUUAUCAAGUGGUUUCUUUUCUUAAUCUAAUCACCCUUUAAAAAAUAUCAGGUUCACUUGCACAUUCUCAAGGGGAACCCCCCAAAUUAUCUUAAUUCUUAUUGUAAGUUUAAAGCUUUUCUGCUCUGAAAAUAAUAAUCUUAUUUAUUACUCUCAAGAAGGGUUACAAAUUACAUGAUAAAGUAAAAAGUAUUACUAGCAGUAUUUUAUAGUAGCAGUGUUCUUAGCAUGAACCAUUAUCGAAUUCAAUACGAGUCAAGUUGUCUAUGGAAAUUUGAUAACGCCACAACGGACGGAACCCGCCAGCAAUGUUACUACUUAAUGGUACAGAUGUCCCGGCUCGGAACGGAACGAGAAUAACAAAUAGUGCAUACAAAGCCAAUUUGACGAGUAUCAAGGUCGAAUUAAAUUAAAUUUCAAUUACGCUUCUUCCUCGUGGACAAACUGUGUAAUGAUGAAGCUAGUUAGCUUGUCCUUUAAGAAUAAUUUCUCCAGAUGGUCAAAUCGUCCACGUGAUCGAACUGUGCAAUCAAAGAAGUUGUCCAACAGGAAUAAUUUUUCCAGGUGGGCAAAUCGUCCAAAUGUUCAAACUGGGCAUACAAGCUUAUUUGUCGAACCUUUUCUCUAAUAUCAAUAUCAUGAAAUACUACUAUAAGUUUAUGGAAAAGAGCGAAGACAAUGAAGAUCAAGUUUAAAAUUGAAAGUGGGAUCGUGGGGCCUAUGUUCAGCUCUCCCUUAAACCUAUUACCUGCAGAUAUAUUUGACGCCGGCUGGGAGUACAUUAAAUCGAAGAGCUCCAUAGACAGUCAGAAAAAGAUCAGUUUCAUAAAUAUUUU
Chilo suppressalis (striped riceborer) is the source of this 3969-nucleotide messenger RNA. The record is from the annotation of a GenBank genome assembly. NCBI's taxonomy places the organism in Eukaryota, Metazoa, Arthropoda, Insecta, Lepidoptera, Crambidae.